This is a messenger RNA of Cynocephalus volans (Philippine flying lemur), 2363 nucleotides long. RefSeq names its product sorting nexin 12 (gene SNX12). The record is from RefSeq and is a predicted model, not a curated record. The transcript is spliced from 4 exons. Gene Ontology annotation, biological process: endocytic recycling; late endosome to Golgi transport. Lineage: Eukaryota; Metazoa; Chordata; Mammalia; Dermoptera; Cynocephalidae. The coding region runs from base 109 to 597 and encodes 162 amino acids. Gene Ontology annotation, molecular function: phosphatidylinositol-3-phosphate binding. Gene Ontology annotation, cellular component: retromer complex; early endosome membrane.
UGUGUGGGUUGGCUGGUUAUUUUGCGAGCGGGAGGGGCCGUUCGCGCUCCUGCCUCCGGCUUCUGUCCCCCACUCCCCUUCCCCGGUCCCAGUCUCCUCUUCGAAAAGAUGUCGGACACGGCAGUAGCUGACACUCGGCGCCUUAACUCGAAGCCGCAGGACCUGACCGACGCUUACGGGCCGCCAAGUAACUUCCUAGAGAUCGACAUCUUUAAUCCACAGACGGUGGGCGUGGGCCGCGCGCGCUUCACCACCUAUGAGGUUCGCAUGCGGACAAAUCUACCUAUCUUCAAGCUAAAGGAGUCCUGUGUACGACGGCGCUACAGUGACUUUGAGUGGCUGAAAAAUGAGCUGGAGCGAGAUAGUAAGAUUGUAGUACCACCACUGCCUGGGAAAGCCUUGAAACGGCAGCUCCCUUUUCGAGGAGAUGAAGGGAUCUUUGAGGAGUCUUUCAUUGAGGAAAGGAGGCAGGGCCUCGAACAGUUUAUUAACAAAAUUGCUGGGCACCCACUGGCUCAGAAUGAACGCUGCCUACACAUGUUCCUGCAAGAGGAGGCAAUUGACAGGAACUACGUCCCCGGGAAGGUGCGCCAGUAGGAGCCCCUCUCACCACUUGCCCUCUACUUUCCUGCUGAAAUGACAUUGGUUUUUACACUAAGCCUUUCUCUCUCUUUGAUCUGAAGUUGGCUGCCCAUCCCCUAGCCUGAUAGACUAUCUGGCAUUGUGCUCCUUGGUACCUGACUGCACCGUGUGGGUACUCUGCUAGGAUCCUUUUCUCUGAGGAGAGGUGGGAAACCACAGGCAGAUGCCCUUUGCUUGGGGGUGGGUGGGGGGACUGGACUAGAAGGCAGUUUCUUGGGCAUUUACCCAUGCCCGAAGGCUAACCUUGUGGGGAGGGGGAGCUUGUGCUGGUGAGGCACUUGGAUACAUACUGAUGCUACAAGUCCAGGGGAGUUUUCUUACUCUUAGGGUUAACCAGGAACACUGAGCAGAGGAAAAUCCUGCCUUUCCUACAUGCAUGAACUUUUUCCUUUUUGGGAAGGUGGUAGAGAUCCAAAAGCUCUCCCUGUUCUCUAGGCCUGCUCCCAAUUUUCUCAACAGUUAUUUUUGUUUGUUCCUUUCUCUCUCCCUUGUUGCUUUUCAUGGCAGUAAUCCUCCUAGAGUCCAAGCAGUCUGUUGUGUGGAGCAAGGUGUUUGGGUUUUCUGGGCCCAUCAUCAUGGCUGCUUCAGAGUCAGAAGAAAACCACAGGGUAGCAGGAGAGCUCCUAUUGCUUGGCCCCUCUCCCUUUUUGACUCCCCACUCUGGCUUCUUAUUUUUGCUCACCAGCAGGUGAGUCAGUAAGUCAGUAUGGGCCAGCAGCUCUCCCUCCCCAAGCUACUUUAUGGGUUAGCUUUGCAGGUUUGGUGGCUUGAGGGGCGGGGGUAACUCACUACUGCCAAGUAACUCCCUGAAGGGUGGGAGUGGAUCAUGUUCUAGGUUCGUCCUGGUGGUAGGGAAGGGCCUCACCACUCUUCUUUCCAUUCUCCCUUUCCCCCAUCCCAUUUAGUGCUGCCACGUGGCAGAAGCACACAAACAAACCAUAUUGUCUCUGACUUCUCCUAAGUACUUUGAACUGUUUGAGGGGGGCUCAGGGGCAAGAGCUAUCACUGCCCUUUCCAGCUUGGUCACAAAGUUAUUGAACUGCCUGCACUUGUUUCCCAUAGAACUCCAGUAUUGUCCCCAGAAGUUGAACUAGAGAUAGCAGUUGGGCAUGGAUUUUCUAAAUCUUAGAAUCUGGAGCAGCUUCUUGAGGGUGGCACCUAUCUUGGGCUUCUGUCUGAGAGGUAAUGGUUUGUUUGCUAGGGCCUGAUGUCUGUCCCAAGUGGUGAGAUGAGAGCCACUUAAUUCUGAUUCCAGGUGAAAGGUAGGGGCUCUCUGCUUAGACUCCCUAUCAUGGAGGGAUUGGAGUUUUCUAUACAGGGCCUUGGGGAAAAGGAUUGUUGAUUCUGACAUGACCCUGAUCAGAGAUUAGGAUUGGAUUUUGACAUAGGAUUUGGAGCCCAUCUAAAUAUUGAAGUUUCCUGAGACAGCUCUCCAAUUGCCGAGCCUGUGCCAGGGGCUGAGCAGCCCCUAGUGAGAGGCUCUGCUCCCUUUCCCACCUCGCCAACGUUGGUGUUAUUGCUACCUUUUUGAUUUGUAUCCUCUGUUACAGACUUUUUUAAAAAAAGAUUCCUUCUUUCAUUGUGCACAAGUGCUGAGAGCCUGAAGCCCCAUUUCUGAUGUGUAUAUAUCCUGACUCGGGGCUUUUAUUCAGCAAACUGUUCACUCUUCUGUCACACAAUGUCAUAUUCAACUCUGUUCAUAUUAAACCACUGUGAAGCAA